Polyodon spathula (Mississippi paddlefish) is the source of this 1620-nucleotide messenger RNA. Its product is annotated as isoprenylcysteine alpha-carbonyl methylesterase ICME-like. The transcript has 3 exons. Lineage: Eukaryota; Metazoa; Chordata; Actinopteri; Acipenseriformes; Polyodontidae. Bases 1 to 534 code for a protein of 177 amino acids. The record is from RefSeq and is a predicted model, not a curated record.
AUGGGUCACUCAUGUGGGGCCCAUCUCUGUGCACUUACUGCUUUGUUUUUGGCUGGAGAAAACGAGGAACUCGGGAUUGACACCACCAAGCAGAGAGAGCUUCUAUCUUCUUUAAAGGGCAUAAUAGGUCUGAGUGGAGUGUACCACAUUAACGACCACUACAGACAUGAAACCUGGAGAGGGAUUGAAUAUGUGUCUGCAAUGUGCAGGGUCAUGAAGGGAGAAGAGAACUUUGACAGAUACUCACCAGCGACGUACAUUAGCACACUGACUAAAGAAAGCACUUCAAGGUUACCCCCUUUCGUUCUUCUGCAUGGGAUCAAGGAUAAAGUGAUGCCAGUGGAAUCUUCACUGCGCUUUUCCAGCGCUCUUUUGAUGGCCUCUGUGAAAGAGACACUGUACGUGUUACCAAACGUGGAUCAUGCAGUUAUCAUCAUGGACCUUAUGGACAGAAAUAGAAGCAACUACACAACACUGCAUGAACACAUACGCAAAGAACUGCAAACCUUCAAAAUAUUUACUCAUAAUGGAUAAAGAAGCAUCUUUUUUUUUUUUUUAAAUGUUGGUGUUUAUUACAGGAAAAUUUUUUGAAAAGUGUAGUUUACAUGGUGUAAACUAUGAUAUCUGAUACUAUUCUAGGUAAAGGAGAGCUAUGAUUGCAUGCUUUACUUUCAGGUAGUUUUUAGGUCAUUUCCCUUUAGAGUGAUGAUGUCCCCACCCCUCUCAUUAACAGACUGGGUACAUCCCCCUAAUCAAUGUAAUGUUUGAAGUCAGUGACUUGCAGGUGCUAAUGAUCUACUGUAAGAAGUGAAUCAGACCCUUGACUGUUUUAAACAGACGAAAGCAUGUAAAUUGAGCUUAAAGCACAUGUCAUUGUAAUUGUUUAUUAACAGUUUCCUCACUUAUUUACAGAAUAUGCACACAUAAACUGCAGUAUGAAAAUGAAUACAUAUAAUGAAUACAUGUACAAAAAUCAAUAAACAGUUAAUUGUCAAGCAGUGUUAUACUUACCCAUUAAGUACCAAAUAACAUUUUCUUUGAUAAACUCAGAACACAGAAAAAAAAGUAAAUCCUUUGUUUUGGCUACAGAAUGUACCAUUUGCGGUAAAACAAAAUUAGCCUAGUUUAUAACAAUAUAGUUAAAGAGAAAAUAUAAUUAAGAGGUAGAUGCCAGUUAACCAAUGCUCAAAAAAAUUGAGAACAAUGGCAGUUAAUGGGUGAAUCAAACAUGCAGCAUUCUUUGCUGCCCAUAGGGGACAUCUGUCUGUGGAGAGUCAGGUUGGUGGUAACCUAGGUAACACAGGAUGUAUAUUGUUUUUACUUAAUAAAUGGGUUUCUAAAAAAAAAAAAAAAAAAAAAAAAAAAACUAGAAUGUUGUUAAUGCAGCAGAGGAAUGCAGAAUCCCAGCUGAUGGUAAAAGCAAUUUCCAAAAAGAUGGGUUCAUCCUCCUUUACACUACUUAAGGUAUUGGAGCAAAAUGACAUGGAAAUGAAAUGACACAGUCGCAUACAAAAUAAAUUGCACACAUCAAACUAAAUCAGUAACAAGAUACGACACAAGGAUAAUCGGAUAUGUGUCAGUCUGUAGAAAAUGUAUUGAGACUUAAGAUUUUUUUAAUGU